UCUUCUCUUUGAAGCAAACACUUUGGUUUUUUUCUACUAAACCCCAUAACUUUUAGUCCAUUAAAAACCCUUUAAAAAUCUUGUGAGAAUUUGCAAAAAAAAAAAGAAGAAAAAAAAAUGCAGGUAGUGAAGGAAUCAUCAUCAAGUAUGAGAAUUGUUGCCGGAGAAUCAAGAAGGAUAAUGGAGUCCGUUUACGAACGGGUUCGGUUCUUGGUUUCGGGGAAUGCUGUGGUUGUUUUUACCAUGAGCGGUUGCUGCAUGUGCCACGUGGUGAAGCAGCUCCUGUUCGGGCUCGGGGUGGGCCCCACUAUCGUCGAGCUCGACAGGGACUCCGCAGGGAAGGAAAUUCACGCCUUACUGUUCCAAUUAGCCGGGGACGGGCAGCAGCAGCCCGUCCCAGCUGUUUUUGUUGGUGGGAAGUUCUUAGGCGGGAUCGAGACGGUCAUGGCUUGUCAUAUAAAUGGUACACUUGUCCCUCUCCUCAAAGAAGCCGGAGCGCUCUGGCUCUGAACUCCGGUUUAUAAUUCACCGACUUUAAAUCUUGGAUCCGUUUCACAUCUCCAACAAAUUCUAAGUGGAAUAUCCUACUAUAAUGUUUAGAAUUUUAUACUAUUAGUAAAGGGCGACAAAAGAGUCAGACUGUGUCUAGUAUAUCCAGAGGCUCUUAUUGUUUUUUUAUUUAAUUUCAUUUUCUUUUUCUUUGUUGGGGAGGUGAGAAAA
Nicotiana tabacum (common tobacco) is the source of this 720-nucleotide messenger RNA. The record is from RefSeq and is a predicted model, not a curated record. NCBI's taxonomy places the organism in Eukaryota, Viridiplantae, Streptophyta, Magnoliopsida, Solanales, Solanaceae.